AUGUCGUCGCAGGACCUCAUCCGCCUGCGCGUCUCCGUGCAGCGCCAUGGCGUGCCCGAGGUCAAGCUCAUCUGGCCUUGCGCCCGCUCCCACGACUUGACCGUUUCCAAGUUUCUUUCCCAGAUCAACGAGGUGAUGCCGCUCGAGAGCGGCGAAUGGGGCCUCGAAGAUUACGUUGUGGAGCUUGCCGACGGCACUGGUGGAAGCUACGAAUGCCUUCAUUUUCAACCCGUUCCGCACAUCCUGAAGAAUGAUGACCACAUCUUAAUUCGCUGUCUUCACGGCGAAGAUCUCAAGCGACGCCGCCUCAGUGGCCGCCAUCAAAUUUCCGCCGACGGCAGACACCUCGUCGACGGCCUCGUGUUUGGCAGGCCUUGGCUCAGGACCCCGCGAGAUCGCCCGGCCCUCGACCUGCCUCCUCGCAAGCGAGCUCGUACCGCGCGCGACUGCGGCGGCAACUAUGACUUCGAUGACCAAGACGAACUACCUGAUACUCCACAGCCACGGCUACUUCUGGAGCGUGCCCAGCAAGACAUGAGCAGUGACGACAUGCUUGCAGAGGGCUCAGAUGACUCGGACGAAUAUCUGGAUGAAGAAUUCGACGAGGAUCUAGACGAAGAGCUCGAACAAGGUCUGGACAAAAAAUGCGACGAGGAUGUGGACGAAGAAUUCGAUGAUGCGUCGGGCGAGGACCAGGACGAGGUAGCCGAGGAACUGGGUCACCUUAGAAACGACAACAUGGCUGUCGGCCAUGUCAUGCCUGCGAAUGGUCCGGGAAACACGUCGGACGGUCAGGUCAUCGAGGCGCCAGCCCCAACUGCGAACGGCCUAGAUCUCGGAGCACUGGAUGGAAUCGUGGCUCUAAGGGCAGCCUUUCCUCAGACACCCGUUAUUGCCAUUGAGGCAGAGCUUCUCCGGCAACACAAAGACCUCCGCAAGGCGUACGACGCUCUGAGUGGCUCUCACGAGCCCGCUCUUGGUUUCGACGACGUGAUGGCAAAUGCCGUCAUCAGGCUCUUCUUUCCCGGACACCAGCCGAGCUCGGGAAGCCCCGACCAUCAAUCCGCUCGCCAGAUGUCUAUCACCUCGCGACCCUUGAUUCAGGUUGUCGAGAGCAGCGACGGGCCAGAAGAUGCAGCCGUCGCAAUGGCACCACCAGAUACCCAUCCGCCAUUGGGCGCUGGUACAGACCAGGGGCUACGCGAUUCCUCAACUGGUGAGGAUGCAGAUAGGGGCACGGAAAACACGGAGUAUACUGCCUCGGACAUUGGUGCCUCGGACGAUACAUCCUCAGAUGGCACGGACUCGUCCAGCGACUUAUCCAGCUCGAGUGACGAUGACGAGAGUAGCAGCGACGAGAGCGACAGCGAUUCCGAUUCCAGUGAGGAUAACCUUGGCGCUCCGAUCGGCACGCAGUCGAGCCACGAUGACGAGAGUAGCAGUGACUCUAGCAGCAGCGACGGGAGCGAAAGCGAUUUCGACUUGAGCAACGACGGCACUGGCGCUUCGGUUAGCCGGCAAGCGACACAAAAUACGUGCCGCGAGGGAGCGCAAGGUCACAAGGAAGCAUCAGACGUGCCGCCUGGUGCGCCAUCUGGCCGCACAAAGACGCAGAAACGGAACGCUCGCAGAAGGAGGAGCAUGGCCCGGAUAAGUGCUGACAAGCGCCGGAUUGAUGAUGAGGUGGACCUGGCCAAAGACAGCCAACAUGUCCAGGCGACCCAAGACGACGACGGCGCAGAGGAGACCAAGAAUGGGGACGCUCCCAGCACGACACCUGACCGACGGCGGUCGCGUGUCGAUCUGGGCGCCGGUCGGCGACUGCUCUUUGGUUCUCUCGGACUCAAGGCACCCAAGACGCGGGCCGAUGAGGAGAAAAUCAAGCAGGGGUUGAUGAAGGACGUUCGGCCGCUGAACAACAUGCGGCUCACGGAGGGCCAGAAGGCCAGUGAGGAUGCCUCGGUUGCAUCAGGUUGCGACAUUGAAGACUGGCGGCAAAGGGUGACGUAUCGCGCCGUCGAGUGCAGCCACCAAGGCAUGGUGCUGAGCGAGCCCCCCUUUCCGUUUGAGCAGCGCUGGGACCCGCAACAACGAGGCAGAGCCUGCCGGAAGCGGAAGCGCACGUCGCAAGAGUUUGUCGAAGACUGGUACGGGGACGACGACUCGGGGCUUUACAUGGAGGAGGACGUGGGCCAGACGAAGAGGAUCAAGAGCCUGAUGAGCGACCACUUUGGGCUGGGCGCAGUGGGCGAGGACGAGGCGCCCGGGAAGACGCCGAGUUCGGAGACGGAGGGCCGCAACGCCGCAGGGACCACGGCCCAGGCAGAUGAUGUCCCCUCGCUGCCGGCCGAUGUCGGCAGCCUCGCCGACCUGGAGGCUGGCGGGGCUAAGGACGGCAUGGUGAUUACGUGGAAGCAAAUUGUCAUGUCCAAGGCGACGAGGUGGCAGCCGAUGGUAGUUCAGCAGACGGGCACGGUGCUGCGCGGCAGCGACGAGACGAACCUUUACGUGCUGCUGGCGAUGCGGGACCGCGAAGACAGGAGCAAGAUGUUCGACGAGGCGGGGAAGCGAAUCUACGACAAGUUCGAGAUGCCGGACGCGGACAGCGGCGACGAGGGUGAGGACGAUGGCGAGAGGAUGGUUUCGUGGGCGGAGAUGACGGAGCCCAAGAUUGUGCGGAUGCCGGAGGAGAAGUAG
Molecule: messenger RNA, 2697 nt
Organism: Hirsutella rhossiliensis
Lineage: Eukaryota; Fungi; Ascomycota; Sordariomycetes; Hypocreales; Ophiocordycipitaceae
Product: transcription factor atf21
Exons: 3
Coding region: 1-2697 (898 amino acids)
Source: RefSeq, a predicted model, not a curated record